Molecule: messenger RNA, 1266 nt
Organism: Capronia coronata CBS 617.96
Lineage: Eukaryota; Fungi; Ascomycota; Eurotiomycetes; Chaetothyriales; Herpotrichiellaceae
Exons: 3
Coding region: 1-1266 (421 amino acids)
Biological process (GO): biosynthetic process
Molecular function (GO): pyridoxal phosphate binding
Source: RefSeq, a predicted model, not a curated record
AUGUCACCAAGUCCACUGGAACAACGACUGGCUGCAUUGCUUGAGAAACGACGAGCUCAGUCGAAGCUGCGAAGCUUGAAGUCUAGUCCUCCCGGCUCGGUGGACUUCUCGUCCAAUGAUUUCCUUUCGUUGUCCACCAAUACAAAAUUCCAGGAAGAUUACCUGACAACCCUCAACGAGAACCGAAGACCACUAGGGUCGACAGGUUCAAGACUGCUGGACGGCAAUUCUGAUUAUGCAGAGAACCUGGAACGGGAGAUCGCAAACUUCCAUGGAGCUGAGACUGGACUGUUGACCAACUCGGGCUUCGAUGCUAAUGUCAGCAUCUUCACCUUCAUACCGCGGAUGGGAGAUGUCGUCGUCUACGACGAAUUGAUCCAUGCCAGCGUCCACGAUGGUCUGAAGCAAUGCAGAGCGAAGAAUCGGAUUCCAUUCAAACAUAAUGACGUGGGAGACCUAAGGCGGAUACUGGAGCAGAUAGACUCUACCAGCACACAUCGGACAGUCUUCGUGGCAGUGGAGACAGUAUACAGCAUGGAUGGCGACCUGGCUCCUUUGACCGAGAUCGUCCAGCUGAUGGAGUCAAUGUUUCCCAACAACACCGCACAUCUAAUCGUCGACGAGGCUCAUGCGACGGGUAUAUACGGACCGAAUGGAUCCGGCAGAGUCUGUGAGCUGGGACUUGAAAAAAGAGUCUCCAUCCGUCUCCAUACCUUUGGCAAGGCUCUUGCAUCCAACGGCGCUGUCAUCCUAUGCUCUCCUGUCAUCCGUCUCUAUCUCAUCAAUUACGCUCGACCUCUGAUCUAUACGACGUUCAUGUCAUACCCUAAUCUCGUUGCCAUCAGGACAUCGUACACCUGGCUUCGAACAGGCAAAGCAAAUAUUCUUGCCGCCAAUCUGUAUAACCUUAUCGAUCACCUCUACACUCAACUCCACACAUUAUCAGUACUGGCGUCAGAAGCAACUGAUGCAGUCGGGGUGCCGCUAGCUACUCUUCCCACGACAUGUCCAGAAUCUCCUAUUUUCGCCUUACUGAGCCCCCACCCUCGGGCUCUAGCUUCUCAUUGUCAGGCGGCAGGGUUCAUUGUGCGCCCGGUCGUUCCUCCAACCGUACCCGAGGGUACCGAACGAGUGAGAGUAUGUCUGCACUCAGGAAACACCGUGGAGCAAAUCGACAGCUUCGUCGCAUGCGUCAAGGCAUGGAUCAUGAAAGAAAGCAAGAAACCGUCCCAGCAGGACGAAGGACAGUUGCUGGCUAAGAUAUAG